Frankliniella occidentalis (western flower thrips) is the source of this 7855-nucleotide messenger RNA. Its product is annotated as apolipophorins. The record is from RefSeq and is a predicted model, not a curated record. Gene Ontology annotation, molecular function: lipid carrier activity. Gene Ontology annotation, biological process: lipid transport. NCBI's taxonomy places the organism in Eukaryota, Metazoa, Arthropoda, Insecta, Thysanoptera, Thripidae.
CGCUUGUCUACUACUGUGCGGACUACCCCCGGGACCGUGCAGGAAACGUACCCCGACAUCAUGGGGACCUACCUGGGACCACUACUUCUCAUGGCCCUGGCGCUGGCCGGGCCGAUUCUAGCAGAAGUACGAUAACCUGAAGGAGUUGGAGAAGCACCCUCUGCGCUUCAACUUCCACGACGGUCACAUCGAUGCCGAGCUCUGCACUGUGGAGGACGACUCCCAGACAGCGCUCAACGUCAAGAGAGCUGUGCUCUCCCUCUUCCAGGUCGCUGCCUCCCAGUCGUUUGGCAGCAACGCCGCCACUGAGAUCGAUGUGUACGGUUCCUGCCCAACAGACUUCUCAUUCAGCAAGGAUGGAGACACCCUCAUUGUCCGCAAGGAGCGCAACCUCAACAGAUGCGCUUACCGUGAAGAUUUCAGAUCUGAUAUUCUCUCCGUUGGCUAUGCCGGUGGUUCUCCUCUGCAGAACACUCCCCUCAUGGCCUCCACCUUGAAGUCUACCCAGAAAAUCAAGAACAAGAUCCUUGACUCAGCUGAGAGUGUUGAGGAAUACUUCUACCGCCCUCUUUCCAACAAGGACGCUGGUGCUAAGACUGUUGUUGAAACUAAGAUCAAGCUGGUGUCCACCAAAAAGCAGGGUCCUUCAAGCACUGCUGUCAGCCGUCAACGUUCCAUCCUCUUUGAGGUUCCCCAUGCCACUACUGUCCCUGGAAAUGCUGAUGCCAUCUCCAAAGCCAUGCACAAGGCCCAUGAAAACAUGAAGUCCAGUGUUGGCGAAUCCUCUGCUCGUGACUUUGGUGAUGUUGUUGCAGUUCUCCGCCAGUCCACAAAAGAUGACAUCCUUAAGGCUUACAAGGAUACCCAUCACAAGUCAAUGUUCAUUGAUGCCCUGAUCCGUACUGGAACUGGUGAAGCUGUUUCAGCUGGUGCUGAACUCAUCAAGCAGAAGGAAAUCAAGGACAUGACUGAAAAGGUCUGGUACAUGAACCUUGGCUUUGUGCGCCAUGCCACUCCUGGAGCCCUUGCUUCAGUUGCUGGUCUUAUUGACGCCAACAGCCCACGUGGUCUGAUCCUUGGUGCUGGUGCUCUGGCUGGUCGCUAUUGCCGUGAGCAUGAAUGUGACAACAAAGCUGAAUUCAACACCCUGAUCAGCAAGCUGGCCAAUCCUCUUGGUUCCAACUGCAAGCCCAAGGACAAGGCUGAUGAAAACAAAAUCAUUGCUAGCCUCAAGGCUAUUCACAACAUCCACAAUCUCAAUGAUGCAGUUGCCAAGACUGUGUCUGCUUGUGCCAGUGAUGUCUCUCUUCCAACUAGGAUUCGAGUUUUUGCUCUGGAAGCUUUCCAUGGUGAUGCAUGCAUACCUAAGCUGAGAGAAACUGCUCUUAGUGUGCUCAAGAACACUGAAGAGGACUCUGAGAUCCGUAUCAAGGCUUACCUUGCACUUGUCGACUGUCCCAAUGGUCAGGUCGCUAAUGCUCUUAAGGAAAUCAUUGAGAAGGAGCCCAGUAACCAAGUUGGUGCUUUUAUUGUGUCACAUUUGCGAAACCUCCGUGCAUCUGCCAAUCCUGAUAAGGUUUCCGCCAAGGCUCAGUUGGGCAACAUUAAGCCCACUAAGCGCUUCCCCAAUGACUUGCGAAAGUUCUCACGCAACUUUGAGGUCUCCACCCUCAUUGAUCUGCUCAAUAUUGGUGCUUCCGCUGAGUCUAAUGUCAUCUUCUCUCAAAAGUCUUUUGUGCCCCGCUCUGCCUCUCUAAACCUUACCACUGAGGUCUUCGGUCACUCAGUAAACCUUCUUGAUUUUGGCAUUCGUGCUGAAAAUGUUGACCGCGUCUUGGAGCACAUCUUUGGCCCCAAGGGCUACAUCAGAUCCAACAAUGUCAGGGACAUGUUCACUGAGAGUCAGGAUAAGUUUGUGACUCUUGCUGGAAAGGUUGCAGACAGGUUUGCUAAGGCAACCAGAGGAAAGCGCUCAGUUUCUCGCGACCAGAUUAAUGCUGUUUCCAAGAAAGUUUCCCUAGGACCCAAGGAGUUUGAUGCGGAACUUGACCUCGAUAUCUCUGUUCGAGUGUUUGGUUUUGAAAGCGUCUGGAUGAAUUACCAAGGGGGUAAGAGCUUGUCUCCUGAAAGCAUUGUGGAUAAAAUCUUUGAUGGAGUUGACGCUGGCAUUCUGAAAGCUAAGAAAUUCAAUUAUGACAUCCAAAAGCACUACCAAUUCCUGGACACCGACCUCACCUAUCCUACUGGUCUUGGAUUCCCCCUCAAGCUGUCUGCCGUUGGUAAUGCUGCCGUCCAUCUGCAGCUUGAUGGAAAGCUAGAUAUUCAUGCCAUCAUGAAGGACCCUAAGAACGCUGAAGCUAAGCUUCACAUUGUGCCGAGUGCUGCCAUUGAAUUGAAUGGACUGAUGGUUGUUGAUGCCAUUGCUGUCCAGUCUGGUUUGAGGCUUUCCACCACUGUUCACUCUGCUACUGGAUCUGAUGUUACUAUCAAGAUUUUGGAUGGAGCUGGUAUUGAUGUUAACUUUGGACUGCCUGUCCCUAAGCAGGAUGUGAUCACUCUAAAGUCUGAGAUCUACAAUUACAAGAGGGAGAAGGGUCAGUCUGAAGUCAACACCCCGUUGUCUUUCACUGCUAAGCGGAAGGAUUAUCAUGGCUGCUUUGACCAGUUGUCUCCAGUUAUUGGAAUCACUUUCUGCUCUGAGGUUGGCUUCCCCUCUGAGGGUCCCAGCUUCAAUGGUGCUCUCUUCCCCCUGAACGGUCCUGCCAAGUUUUCUCUCAGGGCUGACAAGGUUGAUGAUGGCAUGACUGGUUACCGCCUCAAGGCUAGCUAUGAUAGAUCAAACCCCCACAAGCGUUCUGUGGAGCUCUUAGUGGACACCCCUGGAUCUAAGAGCAACCGUAAGCUUUCUGCGGUGCUGGAGGCCUCCAGCAGCCCUGACUAUGCUAUUAAGGGUGCUCUGAUUUCUCCUUGGAAGAAGAUUUCUGUGGAGGGACAGAUCAUUGACAAUGAGCAAAAGCAAAUGCUUGUCGGAAAGCUCCUCAAUGACAAGGCUGAAUACUCUGUGAAGGUUGGCUUGGAUGUUACUGGAAGCCCUGAUGCUCGUACCUAUGCCCCAGUCUUGGAGUACAGUGCGCCUGGUGGCAAGAAAGAAGCCCUGACUGGCAAGGAUGGCAAGAAACAGCCCAUUAACAUUGAAGGUACUGUGACAGUUGAAAAGAAGGGUGAUACUUGGAGAAAGUACAAGUUCAAUGGUGUGUCUAUCAAUACUCCUGUGGGCAAGUAUGGUCUUGAUGGUUCUAUCACCAAGGACACCAACCUUGUGGCUCACGACCUGAAGGUGAUUCUUGACAAGCACACUGGUACUGUGAAGACUGACCUGCAAAAGCUCGGUCCUAAUGCUUACAAGGCACAUAUUGAAGUAGUACCAAACCAGGCCCCUGACUUCAGCUUUGCUAUUGACUUGGACUACAAGAGGGAAAACAACCAGAUUGACACCAACCUUGUCGUUGCUCAUGGAGCAAAUCUCAAGGCUGUUGAAUCGAGAGUGACCUUCAAUGAUCAAAUGAUAUUCAAGGGUGAUAGUUUCAGCAAUUUUGAUUUAUCAACCAAGAAGAAGUUGACUUACCCUCUCCUUGGAAUUGACGCUAAGUUGGAUGCUGCUGCCACAAGAAAGACUCUGAGCUAUGACCUUUCUGCUAAAUACGACAACAAGAAACUUGAAAGCAAGCUGAAUGCAAAGGCAAACCAAAAGUCUGUUGGUGACUAUGAAGUAAACUUCAAUCUUAAAGUGAAUGACAAGGGUAUUGCCAUUUCAAGCCAGCGUUCAAAGCCUGCUGCCGACAAAGUUAAGGCUCAUCAUUCCCUGGAGCUCACUCCUGGUGGUAAAUACGAGCUGAGCUCGGAUGUGACUUACAACUUUGAAAAGAACAACAUUAACUAUCUUGGAGAGCACCUUCUUAAGCUGCAUCAGCAGCCUGACAUCAAGGUGAGCACUGCUGUUGUCCACAACACCGGCCACUUCAACACGCACUGCUACAUCACUUACGGUGAUACCAAGUAUUUGGACACUUCAGCCAAGCUUGACAGAGGAGCAAACCCAAGUGGUAGUUACAAGGUCAUCAUUAAGGAUAUCUUCGACUCCCAUGGAGACAUGAAGUAUGGAGGUGGCAAGGGCUCUGGAAGCUUUGUCAUUGAUAUUCCUAAGGUGCAGCGUAAGAUUAAGGGAUCUGCUGAUCUAGCAAUUUCUGGCAGCAACCACAAGCUUUCAGCUGACCUUCUCUGGAAUGCUGACAAGGAUCCCAAACAGAAGAUUCACUUUGAGACAGAUUCUGAUCUUACUCGUCAGGCAAUCAAUUCCAAGAACACAAUCAUCAUUAUGGACUGGAAACUUCAGGCCAAUUUGAAGCGUGAAGCUACUGGCAGUGAACGUGAUGGUUCUUCUAAAUCUGAUGUUGAAGUAAUUCUUCCAAGCGGUCGUAAGCUGUCAGCUCGUUACAAGCGUGAGACCCACAUUAAGGCUGACCAGCCUUCCUCUGGAGAGUUCUCUCUGGCCUUGGAAGACAACAACGGUGGAGCUGUGAGAACCUCAUCUCUUAAGGUUUCUGGCAAGGGUGUUGAUGUUAAGCAAGGUGUUUUUGACGCAAAUGCUGAAUACAACUACAAAUGUCCUGACGGCAAGGAUCUUGCUGCCAAGGUGUCCGCCAAGAAUACUAAGUCUGGAGACAAAUGGAUUUCUGAGGGCAAGGGAUCUAUCAAGGGCUCUUACCUGUCCAAACCAGUCGAUGUUGAAUUCAAUUCUGAGAGUACUAAGACCCAGGUGACCUACAAGCUUAAGGGCAGUGGCCUUACUGGUUUUGAAUACGAUGUUCAAGGAAAAGCUAUGUCUGGUCAGGAGGGUAACAAUGGCCAAAAGCAUUCUGAAAUUGCUAUUGAUCUGAAACUGCCUUCUGAUUACAUCAAGCACCUUAAGUACAAGAACUCUUACACUAUGACAGCUGAGCCAGGAUCUCCCUGCCAAGUUGGCUUCAAGCACCUCUAUGAAAUGCUCCAAAAGAUCAGGUCUGAGAAGGGUAUGAAGUUGGCAUCCGCUGUUUCCCUGCUGCUCCCUAACAUUGUACCAUCAUGUGAAGUCAAGGUCCUGAACGAACUUGCCUGGGAUGACAAGACUGCUAAGCUCAAUGGUGCUCUGAAGGCUGAUCUUCGAAGAGGCUCCACCAAGGUUAUUCUUACCCUCCCCAAUGACAAACCCCGUUCCAUUCAGACAUCUUGGGUCCACGAGCUUGACCAGGAGCCACCUAAGCUCAGCACCACAGCUACUGCUACCUGGGAUGAGAAAAAGGAAGCCAAGUUUGAAUUCAAGAUUGAGGGACUCAAGGACUUCAGUGACAUCAAGGCCAAAUUGUCUGGUACCACCAAUGUAAACAACAAACACAACUUCGAGAUUGACGUUUUGAACAAGAGGAAGAAUGAGCGGGCCUCAAAUACUGAUAUUACCCUAGCACUGGAUGAUAAGAAGAUAAACGUGGGUGUUGAUCUUGACAUGGCAGAGAAAAGCCCUAAAAUUGAUAUCAAGAUUGAGCAUCCUGGCGGUAAACUCCGUUUGGCAUCCAAGACUGAUAGAAAAUCUGACAAAGAGGUCAAGAGUGAGGGUGAAUUGCAGUGGCCUUACCAGGGUGGUGGCAAGCUCACCUGGGGGGUUGAGAGCAAGGUUGACUCCAUUGACAACUUUGACAUCAAGGUUAAGAUUGAUUCCGAGAAGCUGAAGCUGAACAAGUAUGACCUUGCUGUUUCUAGCAAGCCAGGAGAUAAGAAGCAAAUCACUUUCUCCCUCAAGUCUGCUGAUCAGAACAUUGUUAGCGGAUCCACAAACUAUGAAGCCAAGUCAGAAGGCAAGGUGUGGUCUUUGGAGGGUUCCGGUAAUGUCCAAGUCAAGAAUGAGGCUCGCAGCUCUCACUUCAAGUUUACCCACAAGCAACUGAACCUUGGUGAAGAUAAGGAAGUUGGAGAAGAGAACAUCCUUAAUGUUGACUUUGGAGGAAAAGAGAGCAUCCAGCUUGAGAGGAAAAUCACCAACCGUCAACAGCGUUUCAUCAAUGUCUUCUGUGACAAGGACAAGAAAUGUGCCCGCCUUGAGUUUGAUAACAAUGUGAAGGUUCAAGAUUUCGUUGAUUACAACCAUGCCCUGAAGGUCGUCUUCGACCUCAAGUCUCUUGGCGUUCCCCACGACUUCAACAUCGACGUGACCCGCGUCCGCCACGGCCGCAUCGUCGACAUCGACACCAGCAUCAACAUGGACACCGGCGCCGAGAAGACAUCCCUCUCCAGCAAGCUGUACGCUCACGAGAAGUCUGCUGGUAUCAUCAUCAACCUGCCCAAGCGCACCAUUGAGGCCCUGGCCGAGGUGUCCAGCAAGAAGGAGGGCUCCUUCAAGGCCGAGCUGGCUUUCUGGAUCGACAAGAAGCGCCAGCCCAACCUCAAGUCUGCCAUCAUCUUGUCUGCGGACGUCGCCCACAACCAGGACGGUGCUUCCCUCGCCGGAGAGGCACGCUUCGCCCACCCCGGAGCCAAGGACUUGGUUGCCUCCAGCCGCGUGGCUGUGACAGGAGGAGAGAAACUGCUGGACGCUGCCAUGGACCUGGAUGUUUUCGCCGACCAGAAGCAGAAGAUCGUUUUGGAGGCCAACGUGGCCGCCCUCAAGAUCCCCGGUGGCCGCAACGUCACCGUUAACAUUGGCGCCAAGAGCAAGGGUCUCAACCUUGAUGUUGAACUUCAGGGACACGUUGCUGUAAGCCCCGAGGUCGUCUCUGCCUCCAACUUCCUCAUCUACCAGGAUGUCAAGAAGGGAUCGCGCAACGCCGGAGUGUAUGCCAAGCUGUCCAAGGAAAAACUGAUCCUGGUGGCCACCGUUCCUGGCUCUAUUCUUCUGAAGAUCAAGUCUGACCUGAAGAUCGCCCGAGACGUUCAGAGCAUUGACUCCAACAUUGAGCUGUUCGGUCUGAAGCCUAUUGCUGUUCAAGGAGAAAUCAAGGACUUGAACUCAGCUAUUUUCAACAUCUACAAAAAGGAGACUUACCUGAAAGAAGCAGAGUGUGCAAAAUUUAUGACCAGCCUUGAAAUUUUACAUCAAUUUAUAGUUGUGGUUAAAAGUGUAAAUAAUAUUUAUCAACAAUGUUUGUGUGUGUAAAAAAUGAACAUUUAAUUUUUCCAUCAAUGAGUAGUAGUGUCCCCGGGUCCAAGUGCAUCACACAAUACAUUAAGACAUUAAGACUUAACAUUACAUACUUUAGCCAUGAUUUUGAUGUUCAAGACUCAUUGUCAGAUCUGGUUUUGCUCAAUACAACUUUUGGCUAUAUUGUAAUCAUGCAAGGCCUAUUUUUACAUUUUGGAAUAUUAUUUGUGCUCCGUUAGAUUUUAAGUAACUUGCUGUGAUCUUUCUUUCCUAAUGAGUUAUUACAUAUUGUCUCUUGUCCAGUGCAAAUGUAAACAAUGCUAAAGCCAGGGAAGAAACACUUAAAUGGAGAAGCUAUUGAGAAUUCUGAGAUCUGAGAUGCAAUUACAGAAUUCUCUUUUUCAGCUAUGUUUCUCCUUUCUUACUUCUCCCUGUCAUGUAGUCAUAGUUUGUAUAUUUACAAUUAGAGAUUAUGUAAUAUUGGCUAGAAGUAGGUGGAUGGUGUAAUGUUCUAAGACAUCUUCUCACAAAUCAGUCUUGGUAGCAAGUUCUUAUAAGAAAAUCAAGUGCACAUUUUGAUUGCCGUCCUGCUUAUAUUUCACCACAUCUGCAUUUGAUCAUGUUUAAUUAGACAUUUAAAUUUCUCUGUACAAUUUUUCAAUAAAACAUUUACAUCAUAAAUGGAAA